This is a messenger RNA of Peromyscus maniculatus bairdii (prairie deer mouse), 1259 nucleotides long. RefSeq names its product inka box actin regulator 1 (gene Inka1). Gene Ontology annotation, molecular function: protein serine/threonine kinase inhibitor activity; protein kinase binding. Gene Ontology annotation, cellular component: nucleus. The record is from RefSeq and is a predicted model, not a curated record. Lineage: Eukaryota; Metazoa; Chordata; Mammalia; Rodentia; Cricetidae.
UCGUGUCUGUCCUGCGUCACGCAGGGUCAGCUAAACCUUUGGAGACACCAGGGGGUCCUGAGCUGCCCUAGUGUCUCCCGAGGUGCUACAGCCCGGCUCCUUGGCAGUGCGGAGCUGGAGGGCGGGGCUCAGAAGGGUAGGACAUCUUCAGCCCGCCCCGCCUCCAUUGGCUGGGGCGCGGGAGGCGGGGCGGGGCGCGGCUGCCAGAUGUUGGGGCGGCAGCGGCGGGAGCUACCGAGAGCGAGGAGCCUGGAAGUAAGGCGAGGGUGAGGACGCCGCUGGCGGGCCGACCUGGCCCACUCUGCGCUGCUUCCGCGGGUGAUCGAGCCGGACGACCUGGAGAGGGCUACCGCACCAGCGCUAACAUGCACAGCGCUCGGCUUGACAGCUUCCUGAGCCAGCUCCGCUGGGAACUGUUGUGUGGUCGGGACACAGGCUCACCUCCAGUGCCUGGCCCAUUGCAACCGAAACCCAAAACCGAUCCAAGUGUACAGCCCAACCGCCACUUCAGGGCCUCAGAUGCUCUGGAAGAGGACUCCGUCUGCUGUGUGGAAGAGGAGGAGGAAGAGGAAGCCUUGGGAGCUGAAGACAGGGGUGUACCCUUGGGGUGUCCUAGGGAACAUGCCCUAGACUGGGACUCUGGCUUUUCAGAGGUGUCAGGCAGUACUUGGCGAGAGGAAGAGCUGUCUGUACCCCGGCGUCACGCACCCUCAGAACGGCCACCUCAGAGCCAGCGUUUCUCAGUCAGUGACCUCCCCCUGCGCAGCAGGGCAGCUGUAAGUGGCAUAACACCUGCCCACCGUCCGAGGCCCAAGUCCACUCCGGACGCUUGCCUGGAACACUGGCAGGGAUUGGAAGCAGAGGACUGGACGGCAGCCCUGCUGAACAGGGGCCGUAGUAGGCAGCCCCUGGUGCUAGGGGAUAACUGUUUUGCUGAUUUGGUUCACAACUGGAUGGAGCUGCCUGAGGCAGCCAGUGAGGGGGGUGAUGGAGGUGUACCCCGAGCCCGUGCCCGACCCCCUCAGUUCCUGCUUGGCCUCUCGGAGCAGCUUCGGCGUCGGCUGGCCAGGGCUCGCCGGGCAGCUAUGGCAGGAAAGCGACUGUCAUGCCCACCUCGUCCAGAACCUGACCUGCCUGCGGACAUCUCACGAUUUGCAGCCCUCAUGAACUGUCGCAGCCGACAACCUAUCAUCUAUAAUGAUGUCAGCUACCUCUGACCCUGCCCUCCAGCCAGGGACAAUAAAAGCCUUUUUCUAGAC